This is a messenger RNA of Macrosteles quadrilineatus (aster leafhopper), 1734 nucleotides long. RefSeq names its product histidine-rich glycoprotein-like. The transcript is spliced from 9 exons. Lineage: Eukaryota; Metazoa; Arthropoda; Insecta; Hemiptera; Cicadellidae. Bases 1 to 1734 code for a protein of 577 amino acids. The record is from RefSeq and is a predicted model, not a curated record.
AUGGGCAACGCUGCAGGUACUACUGCCGGUGGCAGCGGGAGUGCUGUCCCGGUAAGUAUUGCCACUUCAUCCGCAGGUAUUUCAGCCGGUGACAGCGGGAGUGCAGUUCCACAAAAUAUUGCCAGCUCAUUCGCAGGUACUACUGCCGGUGGCAGCGGGAGUGUUGUCCCGGUAUUUCUGCCGGUGACAGCGGGAGUGCAGUUCCACAAAGUAUUGCCACUUCAUCCGCAGGUAUUACUGCCGGUGGCAGCUGGAGUGCUGUUCCACAAAGAAUUGCAAGGUCAUUUUCGGGCACCUGUUUGCGCCGGUGGCAGCGGGAGUGCUGUCCCGAUGAGUAUUGCCACACCAUAUCUACUAACAGACAUCAGUAGAGGACUCACGGGGGCGCGGGAGAUACACGGGGCUUCGCCCCUGGAGAAGCUAGAGUCUUCGCCCCUGGUGGAGAAACUGUACGUGGAGAGGACGAGGUCGUCGGAUUUGGACUCUUCUGCGACUGGUUAUAUCUACAGGAACGACGGGAGAGGAGCUGGAACCUAUGUGAGGCUGGGAGACCAGGCGGCCGGGCAGUACUUGGACAGCCGCAACUUGGGAGCUGUGCCUCAAGAGAGAUUAUCACACCCUGGGGUGCCCUCGCCUAUGGACUACGCCCUGCAGAGGUCGUCCUACAGGGGUCCUGUCCACUAUCAGACGGUGGUCCAUCAUGGAAACGCUCCUGUAGUGCUGGCUUAUGCCAGUGAUGAGCAAGGAGGGCCAUACAACGCAGUGAAAGACCAUGAUGUACAAAGUCGAGACUACGGCCAAGGCCAAUACGGUGGUGGACAGAACUACGACCACGUUGGUGGGCAUGGUCAAGUUUAUGACCAAGGCUUGGCUGGUCAUGGUCAAGCUUUUGACCAUGGUGCAGGUGGUCACGAUGAAGGCUACAACGGUUUGGUCGUUUAUGAUCAAGGCUACGACCACGGUGGUGCUGGUCAUGAUCAAGGCUACAACCACGGUGUUGCUGGUCAUGAUCAAGGCUACGACCACGGUGCUGGUCAUGAUCAAGGCUACGACCACGGUGGUGGUGGUCAUGGCCAGGACUACCACCACGCUCAUGGUCACGGACAUGGCCACAAGUACAGCAAAGGUGGUGGAUCAUCUCAUCAAUCUGGCCACCACAGCAGUCAUGGCCACAAGGGAGAUAAGGGGUACAAAAGCCACCACGACUUCUCAAAGGGCCAACACGGACACCAUGGCAAGGAAGGGUCCAAGGGUCAUUACAGUGAGGCCGAAGGUCAUAAGGGUUCACAUCACGACCAAGGGGGAAAAUAUGGUGCAAGCCACGCCGCCGAGAAGGGGGAGAAGGGGGGUAAAUAUGGCCACGAGGACCAUCACAAGAAGGGACACAAGACCAAGGGCUACCACAACGUAUACCAUAAGGAUGAAUACAAGAAGGAGCACUCGUUCUACGACGACGCUCACCACGGUGGUCACCAGGAGAAGUACGGGAAUCACCACAAGCACCACAACCAGGAACAUGGGGAUCACCAGAAGGGGGGACACCACGAGUCGGCGUACAAGGAAGGACACAAAGGCAAGAAGGGCCACUACGAGAAAGGCCAAUAUGAAGACGAGGAUGCUGGCCACAAGGCUAAGUCUGGCCAUGAGAGUCAUUAUGGCCAUCAUUCAGAGCAUGGCCAGAAAGGUGGCCAUGAAGACCACAAGGCGCAUGGGCACUCGGAGAAAAGCCACUGA